This is a messenger RNA of Auanema sp. JU1783, 528 nucleotides long. NCBI's taxonomy places the organism in Eukaryota, Metazoa, Nematoda, Chromadorea, Rhabditida, Rhabditidae. The record is from the annotation of a GenBank genome assembly.
AUGCUGUCCGAACUGUUUCACGGCUUAACUAUUCCUUAUUAUAAUUAUUUGUCGUAUGCCAUUGCUUUGAUUCUACUGCUGUUCGUUUGUCCUGAAGCAACAUGCAAGCCAGCUGAUGGCUUGAUCUCAAUGAGAUUGUCAGAAGAUCGUCGAGUGCAUAAGCUGACACUCUCAGAAAUCUGGGAAAACCGUAAUCUGACCGGAUACCAUGUGUAUCCAAUGCAUGGAAGUACUGUUUAUCCAGAAUACAUAGCUAUUCCUCGACCGGAAGGUUCAGCUAGCUAUCUACAUCUUCGCCAAGAUGAUGUUGAUAGGCUUAGUCAAUUGAUGAAUCCAGAAUCUGUAUUAUCCUAUACUUAUCUGGAUGAAGAAGUUUAUAUUUUGAAUACUCAAGCUACAUCAGGAGACUAUGUGGUGAAAAUGGGAAUGAAUCUUGAUGAAUUGCAUACAGAAGCUGACAAGAUGACGGCCAUACGAGCUGACCCUAUAUUCAUAUCAGCUGAUCGUACAGGACAAAAGUUCAGGUAA